Molecule: messenger RNA, 6645 nt
Organism: Tetrahymena thermophila SB210
Lineage: Eukaryota; Ciliophora; Oligohymenophorea; Hymenostomatida; Tetrahymenidae
Product: transmembrane protein, putative
Exons: 5
Source: RefSeq, a predicted model, not a curated record
AUGAUUUCAGUGAGAGUUUUUGCUCUUGAUACCCUAACAUAUAUUAAAUCAAUAUAUGAUACUAAUUUUUAUGGUGCACAGUAUUUUUUAAAUCCAAACUAUAAUUAUUUAAUCUAUGUCUAAAAGUAUAAUUGUAUUUUUAUGACGCUUGAUCUCAAUACAAUGCAAUACAUAGCAUUAUCCUUACCAGCUCCAAGUACAGAUUAUCAAAGCAUAAAUUACAGAUUCUUCUUUUUAGACGAUAAGCAAACUUAUAUCUUCUUAAAUUCUAAUCUUCUUUAUAUCGGUUUGUAUGACUAAAAAACUCAUCAGCUGAUAAAUAAAAUAUCUUUAAGUGUAGCCUUUUUUCCUUAUUCAGAUGCAGUUAUAGACUAAGUUAAUAAGCUAAUAUUUUUUUAUGAUACUAACAAUUGCUUAAACCAGUAUUCUUACUCUACAAAUAAUCUUAUAUCACAAUAUCAACUUAAUUAAACUGACUCAUAAGCUUUUUAAAAACGUUUAAUAUGGGAUAGCUACAAAUAAAGAAUCAUAUUAUCUUCUAAUUUUACUGUAUAUCUUAUUAAUACUAAAAGAAAUAACAUAGAGCUUUACUAAGUAGACACUUUUGUGACUUAGCUUAGAUUUUUUUAGAAUAGAAAUAUAAUAUAAUACUCUACAUAUUAUUAAAAUGUUUUACUUGAUUAUGAUUAUUUACUUAAUAAUAAUCAAGCUAAAUUUCCUACUCAAAUAAAUCCCAGAUUCUUCCAAGUAAAUAACAAUACUUUUUUGUUACUAAAUGAUAUCAACUCUCAAGCUAAUCUCUUUAUAAAUUAAACAAUAACUUCCACUUGGAUGAGAAAUAAUUUGAAUUCAGGAUACAUUCGAAUAGUUGAAAACGAUUUGUAAAACUUACUUAUCUAUGCAAUUUUUGAUAACGAAAUAGCCAUUUUAGAUUUGAGUAAUUCACUUAUUAAUUAGAUAGACUAGCUUUUCCUUGCUUAAAAUAUUAUAAAAAUACUCUUUGAAAAUUAAGAUUAAGUUAUCCUACUUUCUUAGUCAUAACAAGUACUAUAGCUUCAAAAAAGAUAAAAAUCUGUUAAAAUCAAUGAAAUAAUAGUAUUAAAAUAAGGUAUUGCAUAGUAUUUAUUUGCUAAUAACUUAACAACAUUUUUAUUUACAGAUUUUUCUGGUAGUUAAAAAAAUUUAAAUAUUGUGAACUUAAGCUAUGACUCUAGUAAAAGUAUUUCUGGCAAUAUUAGAGCUUAAAUUGUUAUGCCUUCCAGAAUACUAAGCAUUCAGCAAUUAAGUAACUCUUAAGUUGUUAUUUUAAUGAAUAACUUGAUAAAAAUUUAUGAUUACAUUCUAAUCUCAGAAAUUGUUUCUGUAGGUUUGGAAUUUAAUGUCAAUUUUGGAAAUAUUUUAAUAGACAGUAUCUACAAAAGAAUAUUUUUGUAAAAUCACAUGGUAGGAAGCUUAGUUUAUGACUUUAAUCUUUAAAAACAUGCAAAUUCUUUUAUUAGUUCAUUCUCAACUAAUUUGUAUUUCGAUGAUAACUUUAUUUAUUCAGUCGUUUCUCACUUUGCUAACAUUUAUUUUAGAUAAGAUUUAAAGCUUUUGUUUAACUUUAGGUAUUUUAAUUCAACUUUAGAGUUGAAGAAUAUUAGAUACUUAGGAGUUGGGUACUUUUUUUUGGUUGAAUUUAUAACUAAACUCUCUGUUUAUGAAUUUUCUCCAUUUGUUUCUCUUCCUACAGAAAAAGCAUUUUUGCAAAUUAAUUAGUUUUCAAUAAUAGCAUUUUCUUUUGUAAAAAUCUAAGAAAAUGAGAAUAGCAGCAAUGAAUAUUAACUUAAUAUUAACGGAUUUACUUUAGAAGGAAUGUUUUUGUAUAGACUUGCUUUAGAUAUAUACAGCCAGCAAUAAACUUAAUCAUGCUCUUUAAAUUAUUAACUAUAGUAAUUUAAUUACUAAGAUGAUACUUCUCUCAACUAAAUGAGCUCUUAUCUUAUUAGUUAGUAAAGAAAACUUAAAGGUAUAACAAUAAAUAUAUCUAAAUACUAAAAUUUAUACCUCCCAAAACUUUAAUAAAAUGUUUUGAAUAAUAUAUUCUAACUAAUCAUCGCACCAAAAGAACAAAAUAUUAUUGUUUAUAUCAAGGAUCCAUUUAAUAUUCAACAAGGUGUUUCUUUUAUUUAAAUAAAGAAUUUAGAAAUGCAAACUGCACCUCAAAAUUAUUAAAAUUACUUGUAAAAUAAUGAUAUUCAAACUAAUCUCACUAUAAAUAAUAUAAUUUUCCCUGAUAUAAAAUAAGUUUUACUCGAAAAUAUCACAUUAACAGAGGCAAGUGUGUAAAUUAAUAAUGUAUAAACAUUGGUUAUUUAAAAAAUAAAUUUGUAGCACUAUGAAAACUAAACAUUGCCAACAAUAACUUAGAUUAAUAUAACAAAUAUCAGUAUGGUUAUUAUUACAGAAGUAAAUUUAAUUUCAUGCAAAUUUAAUUUAGGACGUCCUUUAAUAGUUCUUUAAAAUAUAGAAAAACUGCAAAUCAAUAAUAUAAAUGUAAUUAAUUGUGAUUGCUCUGGAUUUGAUUAACUUUUACUUAUAAAUUAAGUAUAAAAUGUAACUUUGAAAAAUAUUUAAAUAUCUUAAACUAACUUCAUUUAAUAAUCUUCCUUUGUCAUUUCAUCAACUUAGUUUGUUAAUAUACAACUGCUUUCAUUGUAUCAGAUAAUAUAUAAUAACCAAAUACCUUAGUUAAGAUAAUUUCAAACUAAAAAUACUAGUAGUUUCAUAUAAAAAAUAUUCUACUUUUCAAAUAAUAAAAAAGUAAAUAUUGACGACAUUUAAAUUAAUGAUUUUAAUAUUAAUAGCUCAAAUUAGUUUUCUAUUUUUGAUUUUGAACUUGUUUAUGAAUCACUAAGCAUAAAUAAAAGUUCUAUUUAAAAUGUAAAUAUUUAGAAUGAUCAAGAUGGCACAAUAUUUACUAAUUUAGGAGUUUGCAGUACUUACCUACAAUCAAUAUAACUUCAAUAAAUUAAAAAUAUGAGAUACUUACUUCUUUCAUCUUAUCAAGUUUCAGAUAUAUAAAUCAUACUAUGCAAAAACUUAACCAUAACUAAUUUAAAAGUAAAUACCUCUUAGAUUGUCCAGUAAUCUUUCAUUUAAAUUACUUCUGACAUUAUUAUUUUAGACUAAAUCCAGUUUACAGAUAUAAAUGUUUUGCUAACUGAUGCUUUAUAAUAAUUUUCCCUCAUAAAUUUAGCUGCUGAUGAAUCAAUAUUGCUUUAAAAUUCAAAUUUUAGCUCAAUAGAAAAUUCUUUAAGUAGUACUAUUUUAGUUUAAAAUUCAUAAAAUGUAAAUAUUUUAAAUACAAUUUAUUAAUAACUUUCUACAAAUGGACCUUCUUCUUCAGCUUUGAAGAUUCUUGAUUCAUAAAAUGUUAUUAUUAUGUCUAAUGCAGUAUCUUAAUGUUAAUCUUUAUAAGGUUCUGGAGCAAUUUAAAUUAUUAAUUGCAAGUAAGUAACAAUUCAAAAAAAUACUUUUUCACAAAUCUCUUCAAAAAAAGGAAAUGGAGGUGUUAUUUAUAUAUAAAAUAGCUAAAUUAGUAGCUUCGAAUACAAUUUAUUUACUUCUAAUACAGCAACUUUAGGAUCAGGAGGAGCGAUCUAUUGUGAAAAUAGUAAUUUUAAUAUUUUUAACUCCAACUAAUAUAUAAAGAACUAAGCUCUUUAAGGUUCAGGUGGAGCUGUAUUGCUAAAUAAUUGCGACAUUUUAAAAAUUUAAAACAAUACAUUCAACUAAAAUUUGGCAUUUAUUGGAGGAGGUAUCAGAUACAUUAAUCUUUAACCUUUGGUGAUAAUGUAAAGUGGAGUUAGCUUUUUAAAAAAAAAUAAUUAAUUUUACAAAAAUAAUGCUACUUCAUAUGGAAUAAAUGUUGGAUCAUAUCCUAAGUUUUUAAAUAUGAAAAACAAAAAUAAUUAAGCUUUAGAAUAAAAUAUUCUAGAUAAUGUACAAAGUGGAUAUAAAUCGCCAAUACCUAUAUUAAUUAGAUUUAUUGAUGAGGAAAUGAGAGAAGUUUCAUUUGUUAAUUUGUAGCUAUAUCCUUAACUCAGCUAAGACAUUUUAGAAGAAAUGUCAAUUUACAUACUCUAAGCAGAAAGCAGUAAUAUUGGUUUAUUAGGAGACUUAAGGCAAGUAUAUUCUUUAACGCAUUUUGCAUUUAUUUUUGACUUGUCCUAUUCUUAUUAGCCUUCAUCUAGUGCUAUUUUAAAUAUAAAGUCUGCUUAGCUCCUUCCUUAAUUUUAGACAGAUAUUUAGUAAGUAAUAUAAUCAAGAUAUAAUCUUCCAAUUACUGUCAAUUUCAGAAAGUGUUAAAUUGGAGAAAUACUCUAACAAUCUGGAAAUUACACCUUAUGUUACGAAUGCGGAUAAGGUUUCUACAGCAUUAUAGAUCCAUACUCUGCUCAAAGCAUUAAUUGUAAGAGAUGUCCUGUUGGUUCAAUUGCCUGUUAAAGUUCUUAAAUAUAAGUUUAAAAUGGAUAUUGGAGAACAGGUAAUCUUUCAGAUGUGAUAAUUUAAUGCUAGUAAUCUUAAUUUUGCAUACCAGAAGACCCUUAAUCGAAAAACGGAUGCUUAAAGGGUCAUAUAGGACCAAUUUGUUAUGAAUGUGAUGUUAAUGGCGAAAUAUGGGGUACUUAGUACUCUAAGUCCAAUUAAGUGUGCAAUGAUUGUGUACAUUUUUAUUCUGCAUUGAAUAUUAUUUUAAUAUUUCUGAUUUUUGCUUUUAUUUUAAUUCAAAUCUAUACUAAAAUUAAUAAUGAAAUGGUUCUAAUAAGAAAAUAUAUCAUGGCUAAAUAUUUAUCAAAAUUAAGAUUUGUUUCUCCUAACCUUUAAAGAACCUAAACUUCUUAAUCUUCUUUUAUUAAAAUAUUAAUUAACUACUUUUAAUUUCUAGGAAUUGUUAACAGUUUAAACAUAACAUUGCCAACUUAUUUUACGUUUUUUAACUUAACUGGGGGAGAUACCUCUUAAAUUACAAUCUAUUCUAUUGAUUGUUUACUAUUUUCUAAAAAUUUAGCAGUUCCAAAUUAUAUAGUCCGCUUGUUAUGGAUCAACUUUUAACCAAUUGCCUUAUUUAUAGUUAUUUAACUUUUUAGCUAUAUUUUCGAAAAAAAUACUUCUCACUCUUCGAGAUAGGCUGUUUACACAAACAUCAUUAAUAUAUACUUAUUUUUUCAGCCUUCUGUUGUUAAAGUUAUAACCUAAUCUCUAUCAUGCUAGGAAAUUGGCUCAUAGUCUUACAUAUCUUCUGAUUUAAAUUAUACAUGCUUAGAGAGGGAGCAUAUGAAGUACAUAUAUAUCUGCAUUUUACCUUUAGGAUUAAUUUGGAUAGUUUUAAUUCCUCUCUUUUUAUUUGUAAGGAUAAGAAAUUAUAAGCAAAAAAUGCAUACCAUUAAAAUACUCUUUAGAUAUGGUUAUCUAUAUCAGGAAUAUGUAGAUGACAAAUAUUACUGGGAUUUGGCAAGAUUAAUUAUUCGUUCUACAGGUAUAAUCGCUAUUAAUAUUUUUAACUUUUAAAUCACUUUUAAGAGUACUGUUUUAUUUGGGGUUAUGUUCUUAUUUUUACUCCUUUAGAAAAAAUUAAAGCCAUUUAUUUUGUAAAAAUUUAAUAAUCUUGAGCAGGAAUCUACUUUCUUAGUAAUAAUAACUAUUUAUUUGCUUUUUGUUGGAAGUCUCUCAGAUAACUAUAUAAUUUCUUACAUAGUCACUUUCAUUAUAGGAAUUUUAAACUUUUAGUUUGUUUUAAAAAUGUUGUAGCUAAUAUUAAUAUAGUCUAUUCCAGCAGAAGAAAAAGAUAGAAAUAUAUUUUAAAAACUUAUUUUCAAGAUAAAAUAAAAAUUUCCUUCUUACUUUUAAUGGAUUAAAAUUGGGCAUUCAUAUAAUUGUAGUCCUUUUAAAAACUGGAAAAAAGUUUCAGAAGUGAUGAAAACUAUUAAAGAAGAGUUAAAUUAAAAUGAAUUUAGUUUCAGGUAGAAAAUAAGUCUUAGCACUGCAGGAAAUAGAAUUUCAUUAGGAAUGAGUUAAAUAUUAAAAAAAAAUUAAAAAUUAAUAAAGUAAAAUAGUAAAGAUUCAUUAGACUCUCAUAUUACCACAGUAAUUAAAUUUUUAUUUUAAUAAAAUAUACAAUUUUAUAUUUUAAAAACAAACUUUAGAAGUCAUAAACAAAAGAAAAAUCAAAGUUUUAGAAAUUUGAUUUCAAAUGAGAUUUUGGUUGAAAAGUACUAUUUAGAUUUCUAUAUUAUUGAAAAUUAUUCUCACGAAAAACCAAAUUAGAAUUAAUAAACUAUUAAUUUAAUCAGUAAUUUCUAGAUUAUAAAAAAUAUAAGAUAUUAAAGCUCGUAAAUUUAAUAAAAUAAAAUAAACUUUUUAUAUGUUUGUUAAAAGCUUUUAAAAUACAUAGUUUUAAAUAAAAAUAACAAUUUUAAUGAUAAAAUCAUUUCUAAUUCCAUUAUUGUAUAAAAUUUAAUACUUUUCUUGCUAGAAAUCUAUUAAUUUAAUAAAAAUUUAAGCACUUAUUUUAUUUCCUCAUUAUUUAAGACUUUCAUUAUUUUCAUGAAAAUUGGUCUUAUUCAAAUUAAAAAAAAAAAAUUAACCUAAAUACAUACUUGA